CAAGGAGGAGACCCAGGUGUUACUGGAUCAGAGCCUCAACGACUUCAAGCACCUCAAUAUCUUCCACCGCAAGAUUCUCAACCUCGAGGCCUUCUUCAAGUUCCUCUUCAGUGACAAUAACCCCCUAUCAACAACAAUAAGGUGCACCAUGAUAUGAAUGCGCCUUUGUCGCAUUAUUACAUACACACCGGACAUAAUUCCUAUUUGACCGGAAAUCAGCUGAGCAGUGACUGCAGUGAUGUGCCGAUUAAAGAAGCUCUUCUCAGAGGCGUGAGAGUGAUUGAACUUGAUAUUUGGCCCAAUUCGAAGAAAGAUGAUGUGGAUGUACUUCAUGGAGGGACAUUGACUGCUCCGGUGCCACUUAUCAAAUGCUUCCAGUGUAUAAAGGAACAUGCUUUUGUAAAAUCCGAGUACCCUGUUGUAAUUACCUUAGAGGAUCAUCUAACCCCUGAUCUUCAGGCUAAAGUGGCUGGGAUGAUUACCCAAACAUUUGGAGAGGUGCUGUUUUAUCCUCCGGGAUCCGAGUGUCUUAAAGACUUUCCAUCCCCAGAAUCACUAAAGAGAAGGAUUAUUAUAUCAACCAAACCACCUUCAGAAUAUCUUGAGGCUAAAGCUGCCGCCGAAAAAGCUGCAGCAAAAGCUGCCGCAGCUGGAAAUGACUUAAAGAGGGGAGCGAGUUUAGCUCCUGAUGAGGAAGCUUGGGGUAGCGAAGUCCCGGACCAAAAGGGAGCAGUUGCAGAAGAUGACAAGCAGAAUGAAUUGGAUGAAAAUAAUAGCAAUGAGGAGGAAGAUGUUGAGGAGUCCAAGUGCCCACAAAAUGAGGCACCUGAAUAUAAGCGUUUGAUUGCCAUUCAUGCUGGGAAACCCAAAGGUGGAUUAGUGGAGUGUCUCAAAGUGGAUCCUAAUAAAGUGCGGCGUCUUAGCUUAAGUGAGCAACAGCUUGAAAAGGCAUCAGUAACUUAUGGAAAAGAGAUAGUCAGAUUUACCCAGAGGAAUAUUCUGAGGGUGUACCCAAAGGGUAUACGUGUGGACUCAUCAAAUUAUAACCCAAUGAUUGGGUGGUCGCAUGGUGCUCAAAUGGUUGCAUUUAAUAUGCAGGGAUAUGGAAGAUCACUUUGGGUGAUGCAAGGAAUGUUUAGAGCUAAUGGUGGAUGCGGCUAUGUGAAAAAACCAGAUUUUCUGUUAACGACUGGUCCAAAUAAUGAGGUCUUUGAUCCUCAACAUAAGUCAUCAGUUAAAAAAACUUUGAAGGUGAAAGUCUAUAUGGGAGAAGGGUGGUAUUAUGACUUCAAGCACACACACUUUGAUGCAUAUUCGCCGCCUGAUUUUUAUGCAAGGGUAGGUAUUGCUGGAGUUGCUGCAGAUACUCAAAUGAAGAAAACAAAGACGCUAGAGGAUGACUGGAUUCCUGCUUGGGACGAAUCAUUUGAGUUCCCAUUAACUUGUCCAGAACUGGCUGUGAUUCGCAUUGAAGUUCACGAGUACGACAUGUCAGAAAAGGAUGAUUUUGGAGGGCAAACAAGUCUACCACUAUCUGAGCUGAAAAAGGGCAUCCGAGCAGUUCCUUUACACGACCGUAAGGGAGAGAAGUACAAAUCCGUAAAGCUUCUUAUGCACUUCGAUUUAGUUUGAAACCAUAACAGACGGCAGAGAAGAACAACAAUAAGUAAAAAAAAGCCUUUUAUGGAGUUUCAUUUAGAUUGUAAAUUUUUGUGAGGAGUGCUGUAUGUAUUUUAUCGUAAAAAGAAUUGCUUUCCCAGUGUAUAAAUUUGUAAGAUUGAGAAAAUGGUUGAGAACACAGCUGUUGUUUCAUAAUAAACUUUUGAAGCUGAAUUCAGGACACGUUUGCUUGCUUUGAAUGAGAAUGGAAAUUAAGGGAAUGUUCGGGUA
This is a messenger RNA of Rosa chinensis, 1890 nucleotides long. RefSeq names its product phosphoinositide phospholipase C 2. Bases 154 to 1632 code for a protein of 492 amino acids. The transcript is spliced from 9 exons. Gene Ontology annotation, biological process: lipid metabolic process; phosphatidylinositol-mediated signaling. Lineage: Eukaryota; Viridiplantae; Streptophyta; Magnoliopsida; Rosales; Rosaceae. Gene Ontology annotation, molecular function: phosphatidylinositol-4,5-bisphosphate phospholipase C activity. The record is from RefSeq and is a predicted model, not a curated record.